Panicum virgatum (switchgrass) is the source of this 561-nucleotide messenger RNA. RefSeq names its product acidic leucine-rich nuclear phosphoprotein 32 family member B-like. The transcript is spliced from 2 exons. Lineage: Eukaryota; Viridiplantae; Streptophyta; Magnoliopsida; Poales; Poaceae. Bases 1 to 561 code for a protein of 186 amino acids. The record is from RefSeq and is a predicted model, not a curated record.
AUGGUUGUUGAAAUAACACGUAGAUCUAGAUCACAAGAACCAGUUGGAAGAGUAGAUGAAGUUCCAUUUCGUAUUGAGAAUAUAACUCAAGAGUCAAUCGUUGUAGAAGAUGUCCCAAAUUUCACUUGUGCUAGUGAAUUUAUUGCGGAUUAUGAUAUGGUCGUCGCUUCCGAUCAUUUCGACAGUGGUACCUUUGAGGAGGAGGAUGACAGAGGUGCUAGAGAGGAUGAUGAUGUUUCUUUAGGUUCUGAGGACAAUGAAUACGAUAGUAGCGAUGACGAUGACGAUGAUGAAGACACCGGGGAAGAAGAACCGGAGGGUAAUGCUAGUGUGCCCCAAGCAGAGCAGGAAAAUGAUGAUGGCAAUGGAUCCAGCGCUAGUGACGAGGAAAUAAGUGGUGAUGAGGAGUGUAGGGAUGGGCCGUCGCGCCUCCCCCUGCGGCCGCCGCCGCGCGCCGUCGCUGGACCGCCUUCAUGGGACGCCGCGCGCUCCCCCGCCGGCGGCGCCGCUGAAUCCGCCUCCCUCGGCCUCCGCGUGCUCACCCGUCGCCCGCCGCUGUGA